Molecule: messenger RNA, 3406 nt
Organism: Onychostoma macrolepis
Lineage: Eukaryota; Metazoa; Chordata; Actinopteri; Cypriniformes; Cyprinidae
Gene: ccdc80l2
Product: coiled-coil domain containing 80 like 2
Exons: 8
Coding region: 926-3037 (703 amino acids)
Source: RefSeq, a predicted model, not a curated record
UUUGGACUUAGUAAGAUUUAAAUGUACAGCAGAGGGCGGUAAUAGACAAGAACAAUACUUUUUUAAGAAAAAAAAAAAAAGGAACAAGAAAAGGACAGAAAUUUUGAGAAAGGACAUAGAAAUUUAAAGAUCCCAAACCACGUUAUAUUUGAAAUGAUGAAGUUUUUUAGCCUGAUAAUUUCUUGGUUUCUUAACCCCUAGAAAAUGGAAAAUGGGUGGAACUCAGUGUAGUUAACAGCAGAGCAAUAAAAACAAUAAACACUUGGUCAUAAAAAAUGAAAACAAUUCAACAAGUAGCCGAACUCUGAUAUAUGUUAAACAAUCCUAUAAAGUACAUGUAGCCUAAAAAAUAAAAAAUAAAUCUUUUGCAUUGAAUAGACCGUUUCCACAUGUUCUAUCAGUACUGGCUGGUGCUGUGUUUGUCACAUGUUUCUGUUCAACUAAAUCCAUUUGUGGAAUGUCUGUGUACCAUGACUGUUAACCAUUAACUUCAACCCAGAUUGCUACAGCCACUUCUCACAAUUCUUCUCACACCUGAAAAAAAAUGCAUCGAGAGUGGACCGAGACAAUGAAGACUUUGCCUAUAUGAAUUAUUGUAAAAAAAAUAUCUGUUACUCUUUCCAUAUCAAAAUAGCCAAACAAAUGAAAUGUUGGCAACUAAGAUCAAGUCACAGUGAAGUUUUAAAGGGGUUGGGUUUCAUCCUGCCCUUUCAUUCUUCUUCUACAACAGCUCAUCCUCCAUGCAGACACAAAGUUAUGAGGCACAAGAAGCUGCUCCGCAUGCCACACAGCUCACCAUUGCUUUGAAGCUUAGAAAUUCCAAGAGUUUCCUGUAACAAGGUCGAACUCUAAUGUGAACCAGAAGCUGCUAUUUCUCUCUCUGCCUCCUCACUCUGUUGGUUAGUGGAGAGUGUGAAGUCUCGAUAUGUCUCGUCUGUGGAUCUUCCUGCUUCUGUGGGCACACUGGAUCAACAGCCCUGUGCUUUCUGCAAAAGGAGGCAAGAGAAAACAAGUAAAGAAUGAAAGUGGCCCUGCAACUCCCAAGGAGGACGUUGGGUCAAAUGGAGCUCCCGAGAGUCCAUCGGAGUCUGACUUCUUGGCUGAUUUUGCCGGGAAACACCGCCUGUGGGUGAUCACUGCACCAUUGCACAGUGACAACUACCUGCGUAUGAUGGAGAAGCAGAUCCAGGAGUCUGAAGGACUGAACUGUCGCUUGGCAGAGCGAGACACGCUCAUCGUCACUAUUAUUCAGAAUGCCAUGAUGGAAGGCAAAGUCCAACAUACGACCUUGCAAGGAGAAGCCAUUGUGGAGGUUAUGGACUCUGAAAUGGUAAGCAAACUUCUCCAUUACCUUGAGCUGGAGGACCAUACCUUCUCCAUGCUGAUUCUGAAGAAGAACAUGAGGGUUAGUGAGAGAUUUCCUUACCCGGUUCGCGUUGAGGCCAUUCUUGAGGUCAUCGACCAGCUGCCUGUGCGAAAGUUGGAGAAGGUCGCAAGAAAGGGGUUACCAGUGAAAUGCAAGAUCACAAAGAAGAGGUUAGUGGUGAAGAAACAGGGUACUGGCAAGCGUAGGACCUUCAGCCCACAGAGGCAUGCGAAUACCACAUCCAUCUUCGUGACACAGAAGACACGUCUUGACAAAAAGGCAACUUUGAGAAACAAAGUACAAGAUAUUUUGAACGGACGUUCACGAUUCGUCAUCCGUAAAGGCAGCUCAGGCAAUGGCAAACCAUCAGCUAAAGCAGGUCCAAAAUCUGGAUCUAGUGGAAAUGAGAGGCUGAAGCACGAUGACCAGAAGAAAACUCCAGACAGUGACAGACACCUAGAGCCAGAAACAGAAGUGAAAAAAGUUUCGGAAGCAGAUAAAACACAUGUUGGUGCAAAAUUACAUUUUGACACCCUCAAUGAGGAGUUCAAAGGAGAGCAAACCGUUGACCAUUCAAGCUCCAAAAAGAAAGGCAAAGGAAAGGAUGGCAAGAAGAAAAAGGGGAAAGGAGGGAGGAGGAAGUCACAACGAGAAGCAGAUGAUAAGGAAAAGGCAGCUCUUAAAGAAUUCAUGCAAAACCUCAAAGGGAGAAGAAGACUUCUUGUGAUUUCAUCCCCAAGUGAUGUCUCAAGUCAGUAUAUCAAACAGAGAGAUGAUAAUGAGCUACUUAGCUGUGAGUUUUCCCACAGAAAGGUCUCAGUGCUGUCCAUCAUGGGUUCAGAACGUAAUCCUACGCUACACAUUCAACACUACCAACAAGAUUCUGAGUCUCCACAAGCAUCCCUGCCAGAAAAGUUCAGAAACCCUGAGUUAAUCAGCGAGAUCCGCAGAGAAUAUGGGCUGGACUCCAAAAACUUCUCAAUGGUGUUAACUGACUAUGACCUGAGGCCUAACCUUAACAGGGUUUUCAACAAGCCAACAGCUCCUUCUGAUUUACUGGAUUAUAUUGAUAACUUUCCAUCACGUCAGUCUGAGAAGGAACAGGAGAGAAAACUUCCAUCACCCUGCUCUAAAGCAGAAAUGAACAAUCGAGAGGAGAACUCGCUUCUGAGGUUCAUGUCUAAACGUAGACUUCUAAUCAUCUCAGCACCUACUGUAGAUGACUACUCAUUCCAUCAACAGCUUCAGGCGCUUAAUGGACAGGAGUGUCCACUGGGUAUUCGUCAUUUUGCCUUGUUGAAGAUUGUGGGUACUGGAUCGACAGCUUCAGGAACAGUGGAGUUUUUUCCAUUGAAUGGGAAAAGUCAACCUGAGAAGGAGACGCUUUCACAGGAUGUGGUGGAGAGUCUCAGGAAUCAGCUGAAGAUAAACCGUGACUACUUCAGCAUGCUGGUGGUGGGUAAGGACGGAGAUGUAAAGGCCUGGUUCACAUCUCCAAUGUGGUCCCUGGGAAGCAUCUAUGACCUUGUGGACUCUAUGGAAUUGCGACAACAGGAACAGAAACUGCAACAAACUCUUGGAAUUCACUGUCCAGAUGAGAACACUGGUACUUACCAUGGUUACAGAGAAGAGACAGAGGACAGUUACUUGUACCACAGAUCUGAGGACUAAAAGUCGUCAAAACAAAGACAUUAGACAUGCAUAUUGUGUACAUGGCAUGCAUUUGUACAUUUGUCAUCCCCAUAUUAUGUGAUGCAAAACUUUACCUCUAUAAAUAGGUCUUGUAUGAAAUUCAUACAGCUAUCUUACCUGUUUGUUUGCUGUGUCCUGUAAAAUUUCACUUCCCUGCACUUGGUUGCACAUGCUACUAUGCUUAAGUAUAGCUAAAAGACAUUGCGUGCAAUUCUUGUUUUUAAAAGCUGUUGACAUUAAAGGCUAGUUUUCUAAGCUGUAGAAAAUGUCUGAGUGUCUUUAUGAGUAUUGAGUUACACUACUGUUGGUAAUUGGUAAGAUUUUUGUAGUGCUGGGCAACGAUUAAUC